UCUGCAGUGUACUUGGUACAUCCUAGCUGACCACAGCACGCACACAGUACAGGGAGAUUCCUGUACAGAAAGUUUCCAGCUACAGCAGUUCCUGAACUACAGGUCCCAGCAUGCAUGAAAACGCUCCUCAGUGCUAGCCGCUCAGUGUGCACGCAGGGCCGGUCUGUUUGCAUGGGGCACUGCUGCCAUGAGACUCACCUCUGGAGCUAGUUACACUCCUACCGCCGGUCUCCGGAGGGGCAUCAAUGUUACGUAAUAAGAUGACGUUACCGGACAGUUCCUUCAGUCACCGACAAGGCGGGCAGCCGGGAGUUACUACAAAUCGUCAACAGCCGGGUCACGCGCCCAACGCUUCCUGCUCCCUCGAAACAACGGACGGCUUCGGGGGCGUGCGCGACGGGACGGGCAAUACCAAGUGCGCCCCUGAGGAGGGGGCGCCAAGCGCUAGGAAAAACUCCCUUGUCCCCAUCCCGAAUGGACGAUGCUGCUGGGAGAAGGGCGGUUGUCAAGGUCACUGGGAUACAGCAUCACCGGUCCGGGAGAAUGACCAAAUAUACUCCAGUACUCGGCUGGAUUCGCUUUACUGCUGGGGUUCCAUUCAUCAUUUAUAGAGCUCCAGAAUAACUAGUGCGGUACCGGAGCUGUAGGCAUAAAUCGUCUCAUCCAGGAAAACGGUGACCUUUUCUCUGACAAACAUUGCAAAGUUUGCAGUGCUGUCUUGAUAUCGGAAUCCCAGAAGCUUGCACAUUACCAGAGCAAGAAACAUGCAAAUAAAUACCGCCGGUACAUGUCCAUUCACAAAGGAGAAGAUUUUACCCCAGCAAAAAGGAUGAAGGCUGAUGAUACUGUGGUACAGAAGGAAACCAGCAGUGAUGAUGGAGAUAGAAACAAAUGCUGCCCAGUCUGCAAUAUGACCUUCUCAUCUCCAGUUGUUGCAAUGUCUCACUAUGAGGGCAAAACACAUGCGAAGAACUUGAAAAUAAAGGAACAGGGUGGAGUUCCAACAGGUACACCCCCCCGCGUUAACAAGCCAGCUCCUGCUCCACGUGCACCACCAGCAAACUUGGAUAAAUCGGACCCUGAAAAGUUCUGCCAGCUUUGCAGUGCGACCUUCAACAACCCUCACAUGGCAGAGCAGCAUUACAAGGGCAGGAGACACCUUAAGCAGGAGACUAAGAGCAAGCUCAUGACUAUUUAUACCAGCACUGGGGAUACGCCACCGCAAACUGCACCCCUCAAUCCAAUAACGCCAGGCUCUGGAGCAACCGGAAACUGGUUCAACUGUGAUACUUGCAAUAUUGUUCUGAAUUCUAUAGAGCAGUAUCAGGCUCACAUCAGUGGAUCAAAACACAAGAACAACGUAAAGUCCCAAAUAUCCAAUUUCUCGAACAAUGUGUUUCCUGUACCUGAUCGUAAGUCAUAUGGCGGUAUUUUAUCAUCCAACUUGCUUUCCUCAGAAGUUCCUUCCACUGGAUUCUCGCUGUCUUCGGGUGGACAGUACUCUUCUGGUGGUUACUCAACACCUGGAAAUUUCUCAUCCCAGGGAAAGUCAAGUGGAGGGAGCACAAUGUUUGGGGAGGGUUUACUUCCGCUACCUCCACAGCCCCAACGCUCAUUUCUGAAAGACACGAUAGGGCCUGAUGGCUACAAUUAUUACAGUCAAGACUACUAGGUUGUGUGGGUCUUGGUUGCCUUAGUCAAGGCACAGUAAGAAGCUGCAAAUAUUUGUUGUUUCUUUAUUUUAUACCGAUGUUGAAUAACUCCUGGCAACAAUAACCCGUGUGUUACAGUAAAAGUGCAGCUAAGGUGUUUAGAUUUAGACUAUAAGAUGGUUUACCAGGGAGAGAGGAAAAUGGGUUUAACUUGCCAGCCAUCUAGUGUUUGUCAUUUUGGAGUUCUUUGGUUGUUUUGUGAAGAUUCUAUGACACGUUUAAUGUACAGCUGACAUAGUAAAAUUAGGAAUUUUUAGGAAUUUAAUGACUUUGAAGAUUCUGUAAGCUAUAUAGCUACAACUAAACCUGCAGAAUGUAUAGUUAUCCCCCAAAACAUAUUUGCACCAUUGCACACAUUUGAUUUGCAUAGUGCAGCUUUCUAUUGGGAAAUAAGUGGUUUCUGUUCUGCUUAUUAUUUGAUUUUAAUAUUUUAAUCCCAUAUUCAUAUAUUUUUUUUUUUUUUUUUUUUAUUUCCGUGCAAUAACGAAGUCACAAAAUUGUGGAGGAUACUUGCAAGUUAUAGCUGAUAGGUGGGAACCGGUAGUCAUUUGUUUGUAAUCUGCUAUAUGUAAAACGGUUCUGUCCCAUUUAUUGGAAUGAAUCUAUAUGAACUGAAAUUUAUACCUGUCCAGUUAAGAAAAAAAACUAUCCCCAAUCUGCAAAAUAGGGGAUAAAUGGUGGAUCGUGGGGGAAUCUAACCACUGGGACCCCCAUGAUCUGCCGUGGUCUCUGUCGACCAUGGCACAAAGUUCUAGCAUGCCCCCUCCAUGCCCCCUAAUGUAUAGGGGAUACAUUUAUAUAUUUUUUUUAACUGGACUACUCCAGUUCACAAAGGGCAGAUAGACUGCUACUUUUUCUACCCCAGAUUGACAUUGGGAAAACCUGCAGUGGAUAACUAGAAGCAGUAUGAAUUGCGUUUUAUAGAAUAUCUGGAUGGAAGGUGAUCUAUAGUGCAGGUUUUAAAUAGAAGGUGUGGGAAUAUUUGAAGUUUUCUCAUCGACUUCUGUGAGGGAAUCCACAAUGUAUCUGCAGACUUUGUCGUAUGUAUUUUUUUUUUUCUUUUAAAACGGUAUCCUAAUCCGAAAUCUGGAGCAUUUUCUUAUCAUGGAAAUGUACUCUAAGCAAAAUGGUCACAGGCCGCUAGUGCAGUCUUUUCCAAACUGGGUGCCUCCAGCUGUUGCAAAACUACAACUCCAGCAUGCCCGGACAGCCGAAGGCUGUUCGGGCAUGCUGGGAGUUGUAGUUUUGUUACUGUGGGAGACACACUGUUUAGAAAACACUGCUCUAAGGGAUACUAACUGGUUGUAUAGGUUGUAUAAAGCAGUGGUCUCCCCUUCCUUUCUCCUGAACUCCUUGUUUACCAUGAAUUCCGCACGGCUCCUUUAUAGUAUACCUGACAAGGAGUUACAUGUUGUGGCCUCCUAAUUUUCAGCUUGAGACCAUUACAUAGGACCUACAACUGAAUCAAUAGAGAUCAUUUUAGCUUAUUGGGUAUGUUCACACUGGGUGGGAAUGUUACAGUGCAAAGUGCACAACAUAUUACAGUAGCAGAAAAUUGGAUGAGAUAUGUUAAAAUCUUUUCCAAAUGCUUUGAAAAAAAUGUAUACAGAAAAUUCCCAGCGAAAUUGAUCUGCACCAGCGCUGUGCUGAUUUAUUGACCCCCCCCCCCCCCCACAACAAAUCUGCAGAUUUCAAAUGGUGUUGUUUUCCUGUGUUGUUGUUUUUUGUUUUUGUUUUUUUAAUAAACAACCUCCCCCUUUCCCAUAAAAGUGAAUGGUCUGCUUUCUUGUAAUCUGCCACUAGGUGGCUCUGCAUCUAAUUUUUGUUUUCGGAAAGCUCAUUUUUAACUGGGGAAAUGUAACACUUGUGUGAUUUAAGCUCAGGCUUCAUGGCCACUUUAAGGGUAUGUUUACAUGGCGGAAUGUCCAUGCUGAAUUCCUUCAGAAUAUUCAGCACGGACAUUCCACUGCAGCAGAGUCCCAAUGGGAUUCUGCUGCACUGUGCACACGGUGGUAUUUCCGCUGUGGCAAUCCCGAUGACAGCAUCUGCAGAAGGAAUAGACUUGUCUAUUCUUUAUGUGGAUUUAGCUCAGAAAUGCAUUUCCAAGCAGUCCUAGUGUCCGCCGGAACUUGCAAAUGUGCGGAAGGCCUGCCCAUGUUUUCCAGGUGGACAUUCUGCACAUUUUAUUACUGUGUGAACAUACCGUAAUUCUGUGUCUGAGAGGUUUUGUUGCCACAUUGCAAUACAUGAUUAUCAGUGUGGUUUCACUACUAGGGAAACUUCUAGAUAAAUGUUGUACACUGUUAACAUGGUAUAGGCAUAGUUAACAUGGUAUAGGUAUAGGCAAAAUA
Molecule: messenger RNA, 4063 nt
Organism: Hyla sarda
Lineage: Eukaryota; Metazoa; Chordata; Amphibia; Anura; Hylidae
Gene: ZNF346
Product: zinc finger protein 346
Exons: 7
Coding region: 788-1672 (294 amino acids)
Molecular function (GO): zinc ion binding; double-stranded RNA binding
Source: RefSeq, a predicted model, not a curated record